CCUCUCGCUCCGCGGCAGACACUUCGGCUGUCUGCACACACUCGCCAGCCACCAUGGGCAAUGCGCUGGGCACCAAGAAGACGCUAAAGGAGCAGCUGCGCGAGAAUAAGCGCGAGAUCAACCGCGCCGUGCGGCAGUUGGACCGAGAGCGCACAAAUCUGCAGAUGCAGGAGAAGAAGCUCAUCAUCGAGAUCAAGAAGAUGGCCAAGCAAGGUCAGAUCGCCAGCGUCAAGAUCAUGGCCAAGGACCUGGUUCGCACGCGUCAGCAUAUCACUAAAUUCUACACCAUGCGCUCGCAGCUUCAGGCGGUCUCACUGCGUCUGGAGACGGCCAAGUCGGCCGAAGCCAUGACGUCGGCGCUGCAGGGCACCACCACGGCCAUGAAGGCUAUGGCCUCCACUAUGAACCUACCUAGACUCAACCAGAUCAUGAUGGAGUACACUAAGGAGAGCGAGAAGAUGGAGAUGACGCAGGAGAUGAUAGGCGACACCAUCGAUGACGUCAUGGACGCCGACCAGGACGAGGAAGAGGAGGAUAAAAUCGUCGGACAAGUGCUGGACGAGAUAGGUAUCGACAUGACCGAAGCGGUGCCCGAGGCCCCCACAACGCGUGCUGAACCUGCUGCAGCGAUAGCACAAGCGGCCCCGGCGGUGGCUUUGCCGCCUGCUGCGCCCGUGGCAGCUGGAGGAGGCGACUCGACGGACUCGACCAUCAGUGACCUCGAAGCGCGUCUGAACAACCUGCGACGGUCGUGAGAACCGUGACAGUUAGCUCGCUCAAUAGUCGACAUCUCUGUCUUCAGUCUACGGCAUUGAAUCACUACUUCAGCCUGUUGUAAGAACACGAAAAUGAAAAAAA
This is a messenger RNA of Phytophthora infestans T30-4, 858 nucleotides long. RefSeq names its product charged multivesicular body protein 2a. Gene Ontology annotation, biological process: protein transport; late endosome to vacuole transport; endosome transport via multivesicular body sorting pathway. The coding region runs from base 54 to 755 and encodes 233 amino acids. The record is from RefSeq and is a predicted model, not a curated record. Gene Ontology annotation, cellular component: multivesicular body; ESCRT III complex. Lineage: Eukaryota; Oomycota; Peronosporomycetes; Peronosporales; Peronosporaceae. The transcript has a single exon.